AUUUGUACCAUGUGAUUCUGUGGUGACUUUGCGACGACCAUCUGACCAAACCAGAAGCCAGGAAAGAUCCCUGGUGCCUGCGUGUUUCUUCUCUUUUCUUUCUUUUCUUUUCUUUCGUUCGUUUCUCUCGGACUCCUCUCGUCUUUGCGAAAGCAUUCAGUGAGCGAGAGUUCUUCCCUCAUUAAGCAUCGAGUCCCCGAAAUCGCCCCCACGAUUUCAGUCCAUCUCAGCCGCCUCCUCUCAAAGGUACGCUCACAACUCGAGAGAGUUGUUCAAGUGACCACAAUGAACUGCGAUAUUUGCAGCCGUUCAUACGACACGGUCCGGCUACCCUUCCUCUGCCCGGUAGACGCGAGGAACCACUGCUAUGACGGACGUCUCAAGCACGCGACGCUGCUUCUCCAAAACGAGACCCUUCAGAAGCAGAUCAGCAAGUUGGCCGAGGAUCAGACCACCGACGACAAGUUCAUCGCCAAGCGAGAUGCCGUCUCGGAAACACGUGCGGCCCAAGACAGGACGAGCCGCAUCAUCGAACAAGCCGACAAGCUGCGACACCACAUCGCCGCCGCCCGGGAGGAGAUGGAGGACCGCAAGGCCGCCAUCGCCCGUCGGAGAAGCGAUCUGGCCUCCGCGACCAACGGUCUCGCCGCGAGGAGAGCAAGGCAGCUGGACGACGUGGAGAGGUCGAUCCAGGCCGCCAAGUUCAAGUGGAACCGCAACGCCGACGCCAUGGCCAAGACCCGUGCCUUUUUGUGUCUGGAGGCCGCCCGGCUUUUCGGCUUGCGCCGCGUCAAGACCGGCUCUUCGUCGUCCUCGCGGUACCAAUACAAGAUCGGAGGAGUAGACAUCUUUGAUCUCGAGUCGAUGCACGCUGCGUCCCCCGAACAGCUGUCGACAUCUCUAGCGAACGUCGCUCACAUCCUCGCCUUGGCCGCACAUUAUCUCUCGUUGCGGCUUCCGGCGGAACCGACGUUGCCUCACUGCGACUAUCCGCGGCCGACCAUCUUCACGCUCGCCUCGUCGUAUCAGCACGGAAAAGUCCCUUUCCCCGGCAGCGCCGCCAUUCCCGGUUUCGGUGCAGACUACGACCUCGCCCAGCACCUGCCCGUGCCGAGACCUCGCCCGUUGUACGUCGACAAAGCUCUGCCCGCGCUGGCAAAGGAGGACCCGUCCGUGUAUUCGUUGUUCCUCGAAGGCGUGACGCUCCUCGCGUAUGAUGUCGCGUGGGUCUGUAACACCCAGGGCGUCUCCGUAGGCGACAGGACCUCCUUCGACGACGUCUGCCGCAUGGGCCGCAAUCUGUACACCCUGCUCAUCGGCCAGCAAAUCCACGGUGCCCAGGCGGCAAGGACAUAUGCACCGCCAACCAUGGUCGUGGGGAAAUCGGAAGCCGUCGACCACCAAGAAGAGAUCGGCCAAGCUGCCUCGCUCAUGGGUCGCUACUCGCACGGAGCUGCCCACACCUUCCUCUGUGCUGCAGACGGUAUUGAUUUCGCCCGGAGCUUCAAGUUGCCUAACCCCCUUAAGUUGGUGGACAGGCUGAAGAGGAAGCUCGUGAGUGAAGUCGCCAUCCCGGAAUGGGAGGUGUUGGAGGAGGAUGAGUGGGCUGGUGGCGAUGACGCACUUGACGGUGGCAGCGUCGUCAACGUGGCUGGGCCGGUGUCGAGACAAGAAGGGGAAACCAAAACAAGCAAAACAGACAACGUUCCCGCGUCGUCUCAAAGAGGACCGCGCUCUGGUUCUGGUUCUGGUACAAGCGGGUGGACCAAGGUGAAGAGUCGAUGAGAGCAUCAUCCGCCCAACGGUAAAGAGAGAAAGAGCACGACAUCUCGGCUGAGUUCUCGUGUGAUGGCGGUAAGAAUGCAGGCUGAUAAGAACCUGAUGCUGAUGUGGUUCAAUACUCCGACAGGUCCUGAUAAAAAUAGCGAAACCCCUUGCAUUCCUCUUUUUUUUUUUUGUUGGUUUCUCGUUUUGCUUUUUUUUUUGUUGCUUUUUUUUUU
Messenger RNA from Sodiomyces alkalinus F11, 2000 nucleotides. RefSeq lists its product as hypothetical. The transcript has 2 exons. Gene Ontology annotation, cellular component: endosome; lytic vacuole. The coding region runs from base 286 to 1785 and encodes 499 amino acids. Gene Ontology annotation, biological process: SNARE complex assembly. The record is from RefSeq and is a predicted model, not a curated record. Gene Ontology annotation, molecular function: SNARE binding. NCBI's taxonomy places the organism in Eukaryota, Fungi, Ascomycota, Sordariomycetes, Glomerellales, Plectosphaerellaceae.